This is a messenger RNA of Arctia plantaginis, 1656 nucleotides long. Lineage: Eukaryota; Metazoa; Arthropoda; Insecta; Lepidoptera; Erebidae. The record is from the annotation of a GenBank genome assembly.
AUGAAACUUUAUUUUCCGUGUCCCUUGUAUUGGAUGGACUUUUGUUCCACUGAUGUUCUGCUCAUUUUCGAGGAGAUUCCCGCCGGUGACAACAUGGGACAAACGGAGAAAUUGAAUGCUAAAGCAACUGCAACUCCAACUCCAGAAACUUGUUCAGCUCCAGAAAAAGAAGUAGUGGUCGCAGAAAAAGUUGUAGAGGUCAUUGUCGAGGGGAAAGAAGACCUGAAGCUAGAUGAGAACGAACAUAAGACUCGGAUAGUGAAAUGUCUGAAGAUCCUGUUUAUCAUGCUCGGCGUUGCAGCUGUGAUACUAGCAAUUGCCUUGAUAAUAGUGACGAUACUGACAUGUAUAGCAACGAAGGCGUAUGAUGCUGACCAAUCAGGUAGAAUUGUAGCCAUGGUGUUGCUGGCUGUGACCGCAGCCUUAACCAUAUGCGUGGUCAUAUAUAUGCAGGUCGCGACUUUAAGGUGCCAAUCGACACGUAUGACUAUGGCAUGUGGCGGCUUAGUAAUACUGAUAAUAAUCCAAAUAUUAAUCGGAGGCGUAUCAGUUAAUGUCCAGCCGUCUGAUGAAGCCAAGCUGUUGAAGGCGCUGACCGACUCCUUUAAAUUGGCAAAGGAAGACGUCCCGAGACCCUACAAAUUGUGGGCCAUGACGCAGUUCGAUUUGGAUUGCUGCGGUUUGUUCGGUCCAGACGACUACAGAACCCAGAAGCAGCCGUACUAUUUCCCACCAGACGUGCCAAUAUCAUGCUGUCCUAAUUACGACCCCAACCGUUCGGACUUUGUGCAGGAAAAAGAAAGAAUGCACUGUAAAACUAAGAAGAUUUACUACAAAGAUGGUUGCAAGGACGAAGUGUUGUUGGUCUUUAGUGAAACAGCAACACUUGUUCUGACAGUAAAUGUAGCCUUAAUUAUUGCUAAGAUACUCUUGGUGAUUCUCGCCUUUGCUUUAGCCAAGGAAAUGAAAACUAUUGACUUUUUACCCUUAAACAGCGACGAUUGUGGUGCGAAGCCAACUGCCGUCAUGACGUACUGGAAGCCUGGCUCUCGAUGUAAAUUAGACAUCUGGAGGGGCUGUCCAACCACCAACAAAUUCGAGGACGAAUACAAUUGUUCUCUAACCUGUAUCUUCCACGCGCCGAGUGUUACCGAUGAAUGUGGACUAGUCAUGGACGAAGCGAAAUGCAACGAAAUAGAGCAGGUAGUGUACACAUAUCGAGGUGGGCUCUGCGAAUUAGCAAUAUGGAGGGGAUGUCCCACCGCAAACAAAUUUAUCAACCGGACAGCUUGCAUCAACACUUGUGGUCAAGGACAGUGGCAAGAUAAAUUAGAAAAAUUGCCCAUUGAAAAACUGAAACUGGUGAAUCAAAUGCUAGAAACUAUAGUGGAUGAAAACAGUACUGCUAUUGCGUUAAAUGGAAGUAGUGAACAGGGCUCGGUUUCUGAAACAAGUGCUGAGGAAUCAGGAAGUGGAAGUAAUGAACAUACUACUAAACAAAGCAGUGCCAGUGAAGAAGAAGAAGAAACAGAAGAGCCUUCAACACACGAGUCUGCAUCUGAAGAGCAUACUACUGAAGCAGAAAAUUACACCACAGAACCUCCCACCACGACUCCGAUCAGCAUAGAGGAAGUAGGAGUAAUAACGUCAAGAUAG